Carassius auratus (goldfish) is the source of this 495-nucleotide messenger RNA. Its product is annotated as gastrula zinc finger protein XlCGF57.1-like. Gene Ontology annotation, molecular function: RNA polymerase II cis-regulatory region sequence-specific DNA binding; DNA-binding transcription factor activity, RNA polymerase II-specific. The transcript has 2 exons. The record is from RefSeq and is a predicted model, not a curated record. Lineage: Eukaryota; Metazoa; Chordata; Actinopteri; Cypriniformes; Cyprinidae. Gene Ontology annotation, biological process: regulation of transcription by RNA polymerase II. The coding region runs from base 1 to 495 and encodes 164 amino acids.
AUGGGGACCCUUAAUUCCCACACAAGAGAAGCAUCUGGAGAGAAGCCUUUCACAUGCCAUUAUUGUGGAAAGAGUUUUUGUCAUAAAGGCAGUCUCAAAACUCACAUGAGAAUUCACACCGGAGAGAAGCCUUACUCAUGCCCGCUGUGCAGAAAGAAUUUCACAUAUAAACCAACCUUUAAUGCUCAUAUGAGAAGUCACACUGGAGAGAAGCCUUACAUCUGCAAACUGUGUGAGAAGAGCUUCUCACAAAAGGGAAAUCUAAAGUAUCACAUGAGAGUUCACACUGGAGAAAAGCCUUACUCAUGCCCUCAAUGCGGAAUUAAUUUUACGUAUAAGGAGUCCUUUGUUAUCCACUUGAGAGUGCACACUGGAGACAACCUUUACACCUGCAAACUGUGUGGAAAAAGCUUCUCACAAAAAGGAAAUCUGAAGUAUCACAUGAGAAUCAACACUGGAAAGAAGCCGUUCACAUGUGAUCAGUGUGGAAGAUAG